Rhododendron vialii is the source of this 1716-nucleotide messenger RNA. Its product is annotated as protein FAR1-RELATED SEQUENCE 5-like. The transcript is spliced from 3 exons. NCBI's taxonomy places the organism in Eukaryota, Viridiplantae, Streptophyta, Magnoliopsida, Ericales, Ericaceae. The record is from RefSeq and is a predicted model, not a curated record. Gene Ontology annotation, molecular function: zinc ion binding. The coding region runs from base 1 to 1716 and encodes 571 amino acids. Gene Ontology annotation, biological process: regulation of DNA-templated transcription.
AUGCAGUGUUUGGAAGAUAUGGACGUAGUCUCACCAUUACCAUCUAAAGUGUGUCAAUCAUUUGCUAAUUCUUGUCAAAUACCUUACAUUCCUCACGUUAAGAAUGACGUGAUAUCGAGAAUUAAUCAAGAGUUUGACACUUUAGACGCCGUUCAAAAUUUUUACAACAAUUAUGCGAAAGAGUCGGGAUUUGGUACGCGAGCACAUUCUAACAGGAAGAAUGGGGAUAAACAAGUCAUUAGGAAAAAGUAUGUUUGCUGCAAAGAAGGUAAGUCGGUGCCCAAAAAACCUAUACAAAAUAGUGGAUCCUCUAAAUGGCGUGGGGGGAUAAUUAGAGAGAAUUGUGGCGCGAAAUUGGCUAUUGUGAGAGCCAAGUUCGGUGACAAGUAUGUUGUCUCCCAAUUUGUUGAGGCACAUAACCACCCUCUUGCAUCUCCAAGGAGGUGCAAUCAGGAGGUUUGGAAAAAUGUUGGGGUUGGACUGCAAGAUCUCUAUAAUACUGAAAGGGAUAUAAGGAAUGCGUUACUAGGGCAAGAAGCCAAUAUAUUGUAUGAGUAUUUCCAAAUUCAACAACAAAAGAACUCAGGGUUUAUGUUUACAAUGGAGAAAGAAGAUGAAAGGAGGUUGACUCAUUGUUUUUGGGCGGAUGCCACGUCUAGAAAGUCGUACUUGUAUUUUGGGGAUGUUGUGAUUUUUGAUACAACGGUUAAUCACCACAGGCAGACUACGUUAUUUGGGUGUGGGCUUUUAACUGAUGGAUCAAGUGAUUCUUUUGAGUGGCUUUUCAAAGAAUGGUUGAAAGCAAUGCCAAGAGGCCCGCCCAAAAUGAUCAUAACUGAUCAGAAUCUGGCAAUGACAAAGGCAUUUGCUAAUAUUCUUCCAAAUAUGCACCACAGAUAUUGCAUUUGGCAUAUUGUGAGUAAAUUUUCUGAAAAGAUAAGUGCAUUAUCUUAUAAAGAACAUUAUGAUGAGUUCAAACAAUGCAUAUGGAAUUCUGAGAGCCCUGAAGAGUUUGAGGCUAAAUGGGUAGAUGUUGUACACAAAGCCAACUUAUCCUCCAAUGAAUGGUUGAAAGCCAUGUAUGAAAUCCGUGAGAGAUGGAUUCCGGCAUUUGUGAAACACAUGUUUUCCGCCCACAUGACCAGUAGUCAAAGGGCUGAGAGUUCUUAUUCUUUCUUCAAGAAGUAUGUUUCUUUAAAUAAUUCAUUGUACGACUUUGUCACGCAGUUUGCUAGGGCGCUUUCUCACAUACGGCAUAAUGAAUUGGAUUUGGAUCAUAAAGAUCUCAAUGAGAAGCCACAAUCGAAAACAUCAUUUCCCAUGGAGUCUACAAUGAGUGAGUUGUAUACAUUGGCCAUAUUUAACAAGUUUCAAGAUGAACUCUUUCAAAUUGGGGCGUACAUGGUUAAGAUGACACAUGAGGAUGAACACUAUCGUUUCUACAUUGUUGAGAGAGCAAAGGUGAGUGAGUCGAGGGUUCGUAAUCUUUUGGUAAAUAAGUCAUCAAAACAUGUAAGUUGCAGUUGUAAGCUAUUUGAAUGUAAUAGAAUUCCAUGUCGGCAUUUGUUGUCUUACUUCAAUAGAAUGCAGAUCCUUGAUCUGCCUCAUAAGUUCAUCUUGGCGAGGUGGAUUAAAUCAGCAAAAAUUAAAACAGUUGUAGAUGAUUUGGGUGGGUCUGUCAAAGAAAUAUGUGACACUUCUGUGUUCGAAAGGUAA